AUGCAUUACAGCUCCGUCCCCACCCAGAACCAGGUCCUCGUUCCCGAGACCCUUCUGAAGAAGCGCAAGUCCCAGGAGGCUGCCCGCGCUGAGCGCCGCGCUGAGGUCGAGAAGGUCAAGAAGGCCAACAAGGAGAAGCGUGGUGUCAUCUUCAAGCGUGCCGAGUCCUACGUCCAGGAGUACCGCAAUGCUGAGCGUGAGAAGAUCCGCCUCAACCGCGUUGCCCGCCAGGAGGGUAACUACUUCGUUGAGGGUGAGCCCAAGCUCGUCUUCGUUGUCCGUAUCAAGGGUAUCAACAAGAUCGCUCCCAAGCCCCGCAAGAUCCUCCAGUUGCUCCGUUUGAUCCAGAUCAACAGCGGUACCUUCAUCCGUCUCACCAAGGCUACCCAGGAGAUGUUGACCAUCGUCAACCCCUACAUUGCCUACGGUUACCCCAACCUGAAGUCCGUCCGUGAGCUCCUCUACAAGCGUGGUUACGGAAAGGUCGACAAGCAGCGCACUCCCCUCACCGACAACCAGAUCAUCGAGGAGCACCUCGGCAAGUACGGCAUUGUCUGUAUGGAGGAUCUGAUCCACGAGAUCUACACCGUUGGCCCCAACUUCAAGCAGGCCAACAACUUCCUCUGGCCCUUCAAGCUGUCCAACCCCAACGGUGGUUUCCGUACCCGCAAGUUCAAGCACUACAUUGAGGGUGGUGACACCGGUAACCGUGAGGACAACAUCAACGGUCUCAUCCGCCAGAUGAACUAG
Penicillium nucicola is the source of this 750-nucleotide messenger RNA. Its product is annotated as 60S ribosomal protein uL30. Gene Ontology annotation, biological process: maturation of LSU-rRNA from tricistronic rRNA transcript (SSU-rRNA, 5.8S rRNA, LSU-rRNA). The transcript is spliced from 2 exons. Gene Ontology annotation, molecular function: RNA binding; structural constituent of ribosome. The record is from RefSeq and is a predicted model, not a curated record. Lineage: Eukaryota; Fungi; Ascomycota; Eurotiomycetes; Eurotiales; Aspergillaceae. Gene Ontology annotation, cellular component: cytosolic large ribosomal subunit. The coding region runs from base 1 to 750 and encodes 249 amino acids.